Polistes canadensis is the source of this 1181-nucleotide messenger RNA. RefSeq lists its product as uncharacterized. Bases 226 to 822 code for a protein of 198 amino acids. The transcript has 3 exons. Lineage: Eukaryota; Metazoa; Arthropoda; Insecta; Hymenoptera; Vespidae. Gene Ontology annotation, cellular component: MIS12/MIND type complex. The record is from RefSeq and is a predicted model, not a curated record.
CUUCAUUCGUUGGGAUAGUAAACGGCGUCGGUGUGUUCUAAUUAAUUGAAUUGCAACUGCAUGUGACGUAUUUCCAUAUUUUCGCGGAAUUCAAAAACGUUCAAAGGGAAUAGGAAUUUAACUGUGAAUUUUUGACAUUAAAGGGAAGAACCCAUGAGCGUUAUUUUGAUACGGUGAAGCGAAGACCGAGGAAGGAAUUGUAUAGGUUAUAUAAAAGAGUUAAACAUGUCGCAAGAAGAUGUUUUCAAUGAGAAAGAGGAUUCUCAGGCAAACAACGCGCUUCUUUUCUGGCUUGCUAUCACAAAAAGUUUCAAAAACAUUUCUGAAUCUGUCAGUAAAGAAGACUUUCUCGAGUUAUUGACUAUCGUUAAGAAACAGUCGUCCUCUUCUGUCUGCCGUAAAUUGCACAAAGCUAUGAUUGAUGAAUUGUUCAAGAAAAUGAAUAACGAAUUGGAGGAAAUAUAUCAAGAGGGUUCAUUGGAAGCUGGAUUGAAGAAACUUUCCAAAUUGUCAAAAGAAGCAGUAAAUUCAACGAACGAUGAAACUGUUGUUUGGAGACCACCCGGAAAUAUUGAAUCACACUUGAGAUCGCUAGAUGUUGAAAAGAUAAAGGCGGAAAACGAGAAAUUAGAGAAAUGGUUGAUCGAAAAAGAGAAUGAAAAUGCUAUCCUAAUGAAGAAACUCACAGAUGAUAGAGCCAAAAUAUGUGCUAUUAAUGACAGAGUAGCAAAGGUUUUACACAGAGCUCCUAUUAUUCAAGAAUGGUUGGAAAAUCAAGUAGGGGAGAUGCAACAUUUGCUUCAAGUACUCGAAGGAGAUUAAUUAAAUGAUGUUUUUCGUCGCUUUGUUUGGAAAUACGAAACAAAAGGAUAUUCCACUCAAAUUCUGACAGAAAAAGUACGAAGACAGAGAGGUAAUUUUCCUAACCGUGGAAUGAUUUAGAAUCUGAUCAAGGAAAAAGGUCGUUUAUGGUAUGACGAUAAACGGGAGACUUUGGAAUAUAUUAAAAAUGGGAUUGGUAGAAGUACUCGAUUAUAUAUUUAAAUAUUUUUUAUAUAUUUAAAUAUUUAUGGCGAUACUGAUUUAUGGAUCAUAUAUUCGGAGAUAAUAGGUCAUUUUUAUUACCAUAGUAAAAGAAAAUGAUUUUAUAUUUUUUUAUUUUAUACAUGUUAGUUGAUUUG